AUGAUUCUCCACACAGAGCCACGACCUGCAGCUUCAAUCAACACUGCACCUCCAGAACUUGUCUAUCGUAUAUUCGAUUUUCUACUUCACGCAAGAGAUCCCGAUGAACCGACGGCUGCUCGCGUUGAUGACAUCCGCUCUAUCCGACUGACGUGUCGACGUUUCUGCCAGUGGGCCUCACCGCUGCUCAUCCCGGAAAUAACUGUCGAUUUGACCGAGACGUCUCUGGAGCGCUUCAGGAAUGUUUCUCAUCACCAAUUGAUCAGCUCUGGGGUGCGCAGCGUUCAUGUCAAGCUCCCGUACUACGAUCAACGCAUGGCAGCCGACCUCAGCCACUUCGCCUAUUCUCACAUGGAAGGUAUGAGUCAAUAUCUUGACCACCUGAAAAAUGUGAUCCCGGGCGAUCUGCACAAGAGGAGAUCCUAUAACGUGCCCGAUUGGGUCGAUUACGACGUACUUGAGUUGGGAAAAAAUAUGAUUUCUGCUUGGGAGCCAAUUUAUAACGCAGAGGAGCACCUGCAGUGGGACUCGUAUGAACGCCUCGAGUAUCGGAAAAUCUUAACAGAUGCCCAUCGUGAGUAUCAGCUUUUGUUUGAAGCGCAACAGCAAAUGCGAGAGAGCGGGACCUUUCUCUCCACUGUUGCAACCGCCAUGGCGAGAAUGCCUCAUGCCGAUAGGUUAGAGAUCACCGAUGGAGAAGAUGAUAUUUUCAAGAGAGAUGGCUACCUUGUCGACCGAGACUACAGCAUAUCUCUACGAGCAGUCAUGUUGAGACCUCAUACCUGGUCAGACGCUUCAGAUCUCUACCCCGAUCCUGAUUUCAAACCACCAAUCGACUUGUUACACAGGCUUCCAGUUGAGAUAUACAGAGCGGGAGUAACCUUGCGAGAGUUGAAACUCCGGUGCUCUGCGCCCUGUAGCUACGCCAAUCUCUCCAUGUCUCCCUCUGAGCGACUUACACUCGUCAAAUCGCUUCGGGACUUGCAAACGCUCCAUAUUGAAGCAGCGAAAGCAGCCAUGACGGGAUGGUUCUUCGACCAUCAAGAGGAUGCCUUGGAAUUAGUCUCAGACUUCCUCUCAGCGCUGCUCGAGCCUUCUCGUCUCAAAGAUCUCACCAUCAAUUCUUUUAAUUUACGCAGUUUAAAUGAACUGCUUGCCGGAGCACAUAACACGCGUUUGAAACGGUUGCAUCUGGUUGGGGCUAGAUUAAAAGCUGGCCAACUCGGAGAAUACCUAGGCCGUGUUGAAGGUCCAUGUGAUGUUGUCCUGGAACACGUGGAAAUACUUGGUGGGAGAUGGGCAGGCGAAGCUGAUGAGCUGCGGGGUCUGUUAAGAGUCUCAACAACAGUUGUUAAGCCUUUUGGUGACGAGUUUCGUCGCGGGCGGUCUACGAACGUGUGCAGUGCUGAGGAGGAGAGGAUGCUUAAUAAUUACCUCCAGGGAGCAAGUUCUGUCAAUCCUCUCAGAAAUAGAAACAUGUAG
This is a messenger RNA of Fusarium subglutinans, 1482 nucleotides long. RefSeq lists its product as uncharacterized. The transcript has a single exon. The record is from RefSeq and is a predicted model, not a curated record. Bases 1 to 1482 code for a protein of 493 amino acids. Lineage: Eukaryota; Fungi; Ascomycota; Sordariomycetes; Hypocreales; Nectriaceae.